Messenger RNA from Lotus japonicus, 2042 nucleotides. Its product is annotated as protein DETOXIFICATION 48-like. Gene Ontology annotation, biological process: xenobiotic detoxification by transmembrane export across the plasma membrane. The record is from RefSeq and is a predicted model, not a curated record. Bases 170 to 1798 code for a protein of 542 amino acids. Lineage: Eukaryota; Viridiplantae; Streptophyta; Magnoliopsida; Fabales; Fabaceae. Gene Ontology annotation, molecular function: xenobiotic transmembrane transporter activity; antiporter activity. Gene Ontology annotation, cellular component: membrane. The transcript is spliced from 2 exons.
CUUCCUCCCCAUAUACACACACAUUCUCUCAAACUACUUCAAGAUCAAACCAAGUGCACAAUCACUAAGCCUAAGCUUUCCAUCCUUUGUUAUAUAAAUAUAUACACAUAUCUCUCUUCUCUUAACUCGUGUGUAUAUUCAUAUCCAAAGCUUGAACUAGUAGUGAGUCAUGUGUAAUUCCAAACCAUCUUCAGCAAUAUCCCCAUUCCUUUGUCCCACAAAAACCAAAGACAUGAUGAAUCUUCCUCUUGAUGAUCAAUUUCAAGAUGAACUUCACAGAUGGCCAACCACUAAGGAGGUCUUGGAAGAAAUGAAGGCCAUAGGGAAAAUAUCAGGCCCAACAGCUAUCACUGGUUUGGUCUUAUACUCUAGAGCCAUGAUCUCCAUGCUCUUCCUCGGCUACCUUGGCGAUGCGGAACUCGCCGGAGGCUCACUCGCCAUCGGUUUCGCCAACAUCACCGGCUACUCUGUCAUCUCCGGCUUAGCCAUGGGAAUGGAACCUAUCUGCGGACAAGCCUAUGGAGCAAAACAAUGGAAGAUUCUCGGCUUAACCCUUCAAAGAACCGUACUCCUCCUUCUCUCAACUUCCAUCCCCAUUUCACUGACAUGGCUCAACAUGAAGAGAAUCCUUUUGUUUUGUGGCCAAGACGAAGAGAUUUCAUCAAAGGCACAAAUUUUCAUUCUCUUUUCCAUACCAGACCUCUUUUUUCUCUCACUCCUCCACCCUCUUCGUAUUUACCUCAGAACUCAGAGCAUAACAUUGCCAUUAUCAUAUUGCUCUGCUUUCUCUGUUUUACUCCAUAUUCCCUUGAAUUUCCUUCUAGUUGUGCAUUUCAAAAUGGGGAUAGCAGGGGUAGCCAUUGCAAUGGUUUGGACUAACCUCAACUUCUUCCUCUUCCUCUUCUCCUUUGUUUACUUCUCUGGUGUUUACAAAGAUUCAUGGGUUUCUCCGAGCAUGGAUUGCCUUAAGGGGUGGUCUUCAUUACUUGCUCUGGCUAUUCCAACUUGCAUCUCUGUUUGUCUAGAAUGGUGGUGGUACGAGCUCAUGAUCAUGGUGUGUGGGCUUUUGGUGAACCCAAAAGCCACCAUUGCUUCAAUGGGGAUUCUUAUUCAAACAACAUCGUUAGUCUAUGUUUUUCCUUCAUCUCUUAGUCUUGGUGUUUCAACCAGAGUGGGGAACGAGUUAGGAGCAAAAAACCCAGCAAAAGCCCGGGUUUCAAUGAUGGUGUCAAUGUUUUGUGCUGUGGGCUUGGGCUUUUCAGCAAUGGUGUUUACAACUUUGAUGAGGCAUCAGUGGGGGAGAUUGUUCACCAAUGAUGAGGAAAUUCUUGGUCUAACGGCCGCGGCAUUGCCAAUUAUUGGGCUUUGUGAGCUCGGGAACUGCCCCCAGACCACGGGCUGCGGAGUGUUGAGAGGCAGUGCGCGGCCCGCGGUCGGGGCAAACAUAAACUUGGGCUCUUUUUACCUUGUGGGUAUGCCAGUGGCGAUUGUUCUUGGGUUUGUGGUGAAGAUAGGCUUUUCCGGGCUUUGGUUUGGGUUACUUGCGGCCCAAGGUACUUGUGCGGGUCUCAUGCUGUUAGUUCUUUGCAGAACAGAUUGGAAUGCUCAGGUAGAAAGGGCAAAGGAGCUCACAAAAAAUUCAGCUACUGAUGCUGAUGCUGAUGCUGAUUCUUCUCUACCCACAUUCACAAAAACAGUACUGAGUAGCAAUGAUGAUCAUCUUCAAAAGAUAGUUAUCAGUGAUGAUGAGGUUACUCAGACAGGGUUACUUGAAACAGACCCACUACUCAUUAAUUGAUACCCACUGCCGAACACUCACUAAAUUAAUUAACCAUGUUUCUUUGUUCCAUUCCUUGAGAGAAUCCAUUUAUUGGAUUGUACUGUAGGAAAAAAAAAUUCCACUUAGUUAUCCCAAAUUGAUUAUCUAUUUCUUUUUUUCCCUUUUCUAGUGUUGAAUUUGAAUUAAGCAUACAUUUAUUUUAUAUUUUAGAAUAUUAAAUUAUACAUGUAAUUAUAUUCUUAAGACAACUUAACGUGGUUGA